Messenger RNA from Manduca sexta (tobacco hornworm), 1277 nucleotides. RefSeq names its product trypsin epsilon. Gene Ontology annotation, biological process: proteolysis. NCBI's taxonomy places the organism in Eukaryota, Metazoa, Arthropoda, Insecta, Lepidoptera, Sphingidae. The record is from RefSeq and is a predicted model, not a curated record. The coding region runs from base 9 to 1277 and encodes 422 amino acids. The transcript is spliced from 8 exons. Gene Ontology annotation, molecular function: serine-type endopeptidase activity.
AUCACAACAUGACGAAGCUAAUAAACAUAUUUUUAGUGUUCUUGGUACAAAAAUGCGCAACGUUCUUUGUAAAUGAAACUAAGGAGUACUUAUACGGAACAUUGCUCGUGGACGUGGGAUAUCCGAAGUCCGGAGACAUUCCCCUGCUUAAUAGGAAGGUGUUUAAAGGCACGCGUGUGUCCAUACGAGAACAUCCAUACGUCGCGAGCGUUCGGCGACAGUACAGCCACUACUGCACUGCCUCCAUCCUCACCAAGAACUUGCUGGUAACCGUCGCACAUCCCUUGGCUGGUGUACCAGUAAGCGAGCUAGGCGCAGUGGUGGGUGAGAACUACUCGGACCGCGGCAGCCUCGUGCACACCGUGGUGCUGCUUCUCAUUCACGAGGAGUUCGACCCCUAUACCCUCGCCUCGGACAUAGCGCUGUUGAGAGUCUACGAAGACAUUACUUAUAGGGGUUCCGUGAAGCCUAUCGAAUUGAUCGCCCCAUCAGCCUCAUUGUCUGAGAGCCGGGCCUUCGUCACUGGAUGGGGUCGCUGUGAUAGCAUGUCCCGAGAGCUCUGCCUCCCUCGCACGUCGAAGUACUUCCCUGAAGAAAAAAUAGAUCCGAUGCUUCGAAGUAUCAACUUCAAAGUUGAUUUGCCAAGUCUGUACUGCGAAGGAUAUUUGAGGCAUGAGAUCAUAAUGAGACCAGGGAUGCUGUGCGUCGGUCAAGCGCGGGAAGAGGAUCCAGUGUGCCCGUGCCUGGCGGUUCCCGGUGCUCCCCUGGUGGUGAGGGCUCGGCUUGUCGGGCUCCAGUCCUGGGGCUUCGGUUGCGGGUACCACCACGACCUUCCGCUUGUCUACACCGAUCUACGAUAUUAUCAACCAUGGUUAGUUCACAACAUUCCAAUUCUGAGAAAAAUAGCUCAAUCCAAUUUAACAAGAAUAUUUCGGGCGACGCGCGGCUACAUACUUUCACAGUGGCUUGCCGAGACCAGAUUAAUUAGGCCCGAAUUGGAGAUACGUGUGGACAAAGAUAUAGUUCCGACAAAACUGGACAAGGUCUUGGCAAAGUUGAGAGGAGAUGUGUACGAUAUCAGGGAUUAUAUAAGUAACGGCGUUUUCCGCAAACGCAAGAAGGAGAUGUACGAUACAAUGAGACAGCAUGCGCACGCCGUUAGCAGUAUAACCGAGAGUCAGCUAGAAUUACGCCCCUUCCUUAGUUAUAAUGUUUAUGGUUUUAAUGUCACUCAAACUGGAGUUAACGCCACUGAAGAUGCUAAAAACCGAAGCUGA